Molecule: messenger RNA, 1395 nt
Organism: Tetrahymena thermophila SB210
Lineage: Eukaryota; Ciliophora; Oligohymenophorea; Hymenostomatida; Tetrahymenidae
Exons: 2
Source: RefSeq, a predicted model, not a curated record
AUGCAUAUUAACAAACAAACAAAAUAGGAAAAUAAGAAAGACACGAAAAAUAAUAAGAAGAAGAAAGGCUUUUAAUUUUAUUUAUUGAUAAUUAUUAGAUAGGUAUUUCGCUAUAGUAGCAGCAUUAAAUCAAACAAAAAGUAAGUAACAAUAUAAAUAUCAAAAAGUUACUUUAUAGGAUUAAUGGAAGAAAUUAUAAAGCAAUCAAAGUUAAGAUAUCUAGAAUGUCCUAAAGGGCACCUCCAUGACGGUGAGUAGCUCAAUUUUAUUUGUGUAGAUCCUGUUUGUAAAGAUAGUGGCUUAAUUUGUUCUAUUUGUAGAAUAGAAAUUCACUAAAAACAUAAAGUGAUGCCAUUGAAAUUAUUUUUGUGUGAAGUAGCUUCAAAAAUGAAGAGUCGUCAAUAGCUCAAUAGCAAUAUAGAUGAACUACUUUCAUAGCUUGAUUCUCUCAACCAAUCUAUUCUUUAUAAUUUGAAAGAAGUUGUUGAGAGUUUAGCCCUCACAAUUAAAAAUUUUGAAACAGAAUGCGCCAAUACAAUAAAGCGUAUUCGUGAGAAGAUAAUAUCACAAGCUUUUAUGAAUGAGCAUAUGCCUAAAGUUAUAGACUCUAUAGUUAAUAGCGAAUACACUGACGUAGAAGCUCUUAAAUCCGAGUGCAAAAAGCUCGUGGAUUCUAUAAAUUAUUCAGAAAAAAAAGGAAUAGAAAUUGAUAUUCGCCCUGAAAAGUCAAUAGAAUCAUUCUCAAUUACAGAGUAAGAUAUUAUCAAGAAUAUUCAAAAGGCAUCCAAGCAAUUUAUAGAAAGCAUCAAAAAGUUAGAAAAAUCUUUUGAAAAAACUAUUUCUGCAUCUGAUGUCAGCGUUUAAUUCUAAUUUUCAUAGACCUUCAAAUCAUCUACCAUAACAGUUACUGAUAGCAAGACUGCAAUUCAAGGAUCUAACUAAAACUAUGAAAAUAGAUUUGCCUUGUUGGAACCUGAAUUAAGCAUGGAACAUCCAACUCGUUUUGCUUUCUAAGUUAAACAUAUAGCAAAUUGGAUUGGAUUUGGAGUUUGUCUCAAAAACGUCUUAGAGAAAAAAGCAUAUAAGUUUGAAUAUAAUAAUAUCGGGCAUGGUGCUUAUUUAAUAUCAUCUAACGGUUAUUCAUGGUCACACUCUUCAAAAGAAGAUAAUAUGGCAAACAAGAGCUUUGUAUUCUCAAAUGAUGACAUCAUCAUUUGUGAAUUCGAUUAUACUAAAAAAUUACUAACAUUUAAAAAAUAAAAAACACACAACAAGUUCACUCUUACUCUAGAUUUUCCAGAUACAGAAAAGGUAGUCCCUUGCAUUAACUUAUGCAAUAAAGGAGAAAAAGUUGAAAUAGUUAAUAACAUAGAUUUAAGCAGCGAAGAACUAUGA